Psylliodes chrysocephalus is the source of this 729-nucleotide messenger RNA. The record is from the annotation of a GenBank genome assembly. Lineage: Eukaryota; Metazoa; Arthropoda; Insecta; Coleoptera; Chrysomelidae.
AUGGCGUCUACCAGCACAGCUGAUUCCGAUAAUGGAAGACCGGUUCGCGGACGGAAAUUUUAUUAUACUGACGAGCAAUUGGCGGAUAUUUUGGAAAAUAGCGACUUUUAUGCCACUGAUGACGAAAAUGACUUCGAAGUUACUAAUGCCAACUACGACAGUGACUCAAGCAGCGACGUUUCAAGAAAUGAAGAAACAUCAGUGGUAGAAACCAAUUUGAAUCCUAAUGACGAACUCAACUCAUCAAGUUCUUCAGAAGAGGAAGAUUCAAUUCCCCUAAGCAGACUAUUCCCAAAUGUCAUUCGUCCAGUUCAAGAAGGCAAUGAUAGCGAUGUCAGCAGCUCAUUUUUCAACAAUUCAACAUUAGGUACCAAGAAGAGAAAACAAAAAAAGACUCCUGCAACUAAUCAUGGGUAUAUCCCAACUUCGUACCGCAAAGGAAAGAAGAAGCCGUUGCAAAUUGUUUUGCAGAAUGAGGAAUUCCAAGAUGCUUUUAUUCGCAACAUGAAGAAAGCUUUUGCGUGCUUGAACGAUUUGUUGUAUGGUCAAAACUAUACCAACGACGUAAACGAAGUCAGAUUGACUCUAUUUUUAAAAUCAUACAGCAUGAAGAGUGAUAAACAAUCAUUCAACAAGACAUUACGAAACUUUGAUACCUCGACUAUUCCAGCAUGCAAAGCUGAGUUAUAUCAACAACUAUUUCGAGUAUCUUACGUUGCCGACAUUUAG